GAUCUGUAUGAUGUGUAGUCUCCAUGGACUACCUAUACAAACUUACAAACAUUUCUAUCACUCUAUUGUUUAUAAACACACGUCUGUUCAGCGUAAUAAAAAAUAUAAACUGCGUUUCCCGUGAUAAAGUGAAACUUAUCGUUAAUAUUAUUCAAUUAUUUACUUCAAACAGCAAAAUAAAAAUGUCAUUAGUGAAAUAUAUAUUAUAAGUGAUAUUCAGUUAAUUCAUCUAUAAUAAAUAGUAAAUAAUAGCCGCCAGUAAAAGGACUGAAAAUUUGUGGUGUAUUUAAAUGCGUAGCUAUAAUAACACUUAACUCUCACUGUAAUAUUAUUUAAUCAGACAAAAGUUAUGUUCAGUGUCUAUUUAUUGGAAUGAAGAUACACUGUCGACAAAUUUAAUCUCAAGAUAAAUGAAUAAUUUCAAUUGAGCUAAAUUACUUUUCGAUUAUUGUUUUUGAUGAAGAUUGAUCUAUUGUGAAUUCUACAGUAUUUUUAUUAUAGUUAAAUCUCAAGUGAUAGCAAAGUUACAAUUAAAUAUGAAGCGAGGUCGAUAUAAAUUACAUUUAACUCCGGAGAGUAAUGGCAUUAUACCUCGAUCCACUUUUUAUAGAAAAUUAAAACAAUACCGAUGUACUGUUACAAAUGAAGAUAAUCAAAUUCCUAAUCAAAAUAUUGUUGAUGAUAAUACAAAUGGAAAUGAUCAAUUGGCUUGCGAGGAAAUUUUCGGCGAUAACAACUCAAUGUCUAUAGAAACUGUGAGUGAAAAUAAUGCUUCUCUUACCUAUCAACAAAACUCACCCACAUAUUCGGUACCAAAUUCAUGGUUUUAUGAAGACUAUGAUGAUGAAUCUCAACAUCGAGAAACAUGGUUUGACGCGGAAGAUUCAACAGUAAAUGAUUUUUAUAUUGGUUGUGAUAGUGAGCAUAAUCAGCAAGAUGAUAAGGAAAAAGACACCGAUAAGGAAAAAGACACUGAUUACGAAUACAACAAGCAACUUUGUAAGUGUUCGACAAUCACACGGGGAGAAAGCUUUAAUGAUGACACUUGCAUUAGGAGCUGA
Molecule: messenger RNA, 1061 nt
Organism: Cotesia glomerata
Lineage: Eukaryota; Metazoa; Arthropoda; Insecta; Hymenoptera; Braconidae
Exons: 4
Coding region: 537-1061 (174 amino acids)
Source: RefSeq, a predicted model, not a curated record